Messenger RNA from Aureobasidium melanogenum CBS 110374, 1233 nucleotides. Its product is annotated as Ebp2-domain-containing protein. The record is from RefSeq and is a predicted model, not a curated record. Gene Ontology annotation, biological process: rRNA processing; ribosomal large subunit biogenesis. The coding region runs from base 1 to 1233 and encodes 410 amino acids. NCBI's taxonomy places the organism in Eukaryota, Fungi, Ascomycota, Dothideomycetes, Dothideales, Saccotheciaceae. The transcript has 3 exons. Gene Ontology annotation, cellular component: preribosome, large subunit precursor; nuclear periphery; nucleolus.
AUGGCAAAAGGAAGCAAGUUGCUAGCCGCACUGGACCGCGAAAAGGGCGUCAACCACAAACUCGAGCGCCAAAAGAAACAGCAAAAAGCCGCCGAGAAGAGAAAGAGAGCAAGAGUUGAAGAACAGGAAGAUGAGGCUGUGCUUGAGGAUGCGAUAAAGGAGGCUGAGGCGACCACUGCUGGAAAGAAGGAUAAGAAGGGUGCUAAGCGCGCAAAGGUUGAGCAAGAGGACGAGGAGGAAGAUGAGGAAGAGUGGGAGACUGAUGAUGAGGAUAAGACGCAUGCUGUAUGUUUUUCGCGCUAUCACUUGCUGGUCGAGGACGAUUCUGAGGAUGAGUCUGAUUCAGAGGACGACAUCAACGGUGAUGCUGAACUAGACGAGGAUGAAGACGAAGACGAUGAGGAAGAGGAUGAAGACAUCGCGCUCUCAGAUCUUGAAUCCGUGGCUUCAGAGGACAAGGGCGACAUUAUCCCACACCAACGCCUUACCAUCAACAACACCGCCGCCCUCCUACGCGCCGUAAAGUCCUUUGCCCUCUCCUCCAAGCUCCCCUUCUCCGAGAACCAAACCAUUGUCAGCGAUGCCCCCACCGAGAUUCCCGACAUCGACGACGACCUCAACCGUGAACUCGCCUUCUACAAGCAAUCCCUGGAUGCCGUGACCAAAGCCCGUGCUCUGCUCAAGAAAGAAGGUGUUCCUUUCUCUCGCCCUGCAGACUACUUUGCAGAAAUGGUCAAGAGUGACGAACACAUGGGCAAGAUCAAGAGCAAGUUGAUCGACGAGGCGGCAAGCAAAAAGGCCUCUGCCGAAGCACGAAGACAGAGAGAUCUCAAGAAGUUUGGAAAGCAAGUCCAAGUUGCCAAGCUGCAGGAGAGAAGUCGCGAGAAGAAGGAUACUCUGGACAAGAUCCAGCUUCUCAAGAGAAAGAGAAAGGGCGAAGACAUUGGCAACGCAAACGAAGACGACAUGUUCGAUGUCGCCCUCGAAGACGCCGCCGAAACAGAGAGAAAAGACAAGGCCGCCCGCAGAGCCGGUGGUGCCUCUGCUGGCAACAAGAACAACUUCAAGCGCGUCAAGCGUGACGAAAAGUACGGCUUUGGAGGCAAGAAGCGCUUCUCCAAGAGCAACGAUGCAAAGUCAUCGAGCGAUAUGAGUGGUUAUUCGUCAAAGAAGAUGAAGGGUGGAAAGAAGGCUCAAAGACCUGGCAAGAGCAGGCGUGCUAACAGAGCUUAA